UCAAAGAAAAUACAAUGGGGAGUGAUCAUUACCCAAUAGCCAUUAAUAUAGGGGUAGUUAUGAAGGAGGAACAGUUAAAAGUUGAGGGAAGGUGGAAGUUUGGGAGAGCAAAUUGGGGUAUGUUUGGAGUUAUGAGUGAAGAAUGCUUGGAAAAGGUAGAUAUAAAUAAUCCAAUUAAUGAGGUUAAUUCUGAAAUUAGCAAGGGUAUAAUAAAUUUGGCCAAAUUUAGUAUUCCCAAAAGUAAUGGGAAUAGGAUAAAGGAAAAAAUAGUUCCUUGGUGGACAAUAGAAUGUUCAAUAGUUAUUAAACAGAGAAACAAAGCGUUUAAGAUAUUGAAAAAAAUGAUAAGCUUUCAGAAUUUGAUAAAUUAUAAAAGAAAACAGGCAGAAGUUAGAAGAGUUAUUAAAAGUGCUAAAAGAAAUUAUUGGAGAAAGUAUUGUGAAUCUUUGGGGAAGAAUUCAACAUUAGAUAAAGUCUGGAAUACUAUUAAAAAAAUGUCAGGGAAUUCAAAAGAAUUUUUUUUCCCAAUAAUUAAAGAGAAUGGAAAUAAUAUUAUAGAUAAUAAAAGUAAGGCUGAGGAAUUAGGAAAGAUGUUUGCUAAGAUACAUAGUACAGAGAAUCUAAAUAAUAGGGAAAAAUUAGGACGUGAAACUACCAAACAGCGGAAUAUAGAAUUAAUUCAAAAUGAUGAGAAUUAUGAUGAUUAUAGUAACAAGUAAUUUUCCUUAGCUGAAUUAGAUAAAGUGUUGAGGAAUUCUAGAAAAUCGACACCUGGUAAUGAUCAAAUCACUUAUAAUAUGAUAAGUAAUCUUAGUGCUGUGAGUAAAGAAAAAAUUUUAAAACUGUUUAAUAAAAGUUGGGAGGAAGGAGUUUUGCCUGAUAACUGGAAGGAAGCUAUUAUUAUUCCUAUAUGCAAACCUGGGAAAGAUCCAAAUUUAACUGAAAGUUAUAGACCAAUAGCCCUAACGUCGUGUUUAUGUAAAAUUAUGGAGAAAAUGGUAAAUAAUAGGUUAGUAUAUUUCUUAGAAUCCAAGGGGAAGUUAAAGGAAUACCAGUUUGGAUUUAGAAAAGGAAGAAGUACAAUUGAUCCAGCAAUAUGUUUGGAACAUGACGUUAGACGAGCUCAAAUUAAUAAAGAGAGUGUGAUAGCAGUGUUCUUGGAUGUGGAAAAGGCUUAUGAUAUGUUGUGGAAAGAAGGGUUGCUGAUUAAAUUAAAACUAACAGGUAUAAAGGGUAAAAUGUAUAGAUGGAUUAGAAAUUUCUUAACUGACAGAAAGUUAAGAGUGAAAAUAGAAGGGGAAAUUAGUUCAGAGUAUCAAGUGGAAAAUGGAACUCCCCAAGGGAGUAUUAUAAGCCCUAUGUUAUUUAAUAUAAUGAUUGAUGAUAUUUUUAGUAAUAUAGAUAAAUCCUUAGGUGUUUCACUAUUUGCAGAUGAUGGUGUCAUUUGGAAAAGGGGAAGGAACAUUGAAUAUAUAACACAGAAAGUGCAGGAAGCAUUAAAUAAUGUAGAAGCAUGGGCGUUAGAAUGGGGAUUUAGGUUCUCAACAUCUAAAUCUAAAUUUGUUGUUUUUCAAAUAAGAGAGUGAGUAGUAAUGUGGAACUUAAAUUUUAUGGGAGUGUAAUAGAAAGGAGAGAUGAAAUUAAAUAUUUGGGGAUAUGGUUUGAUAAAAAACUCACAUGGAAAACGCACAUAGAUAAGAUAGUGGUAAAGAGUAAAAGAAUUUUAAAUAUUUUAAGAUGUCUAGUAGGCAGAGAAUGGGGAGCUGAUAGGAAAGCAUUAAGAACGUUUUAUAUUGGUCUAAUUCGAUCUAUUUUUGAUUAUGGAUGUAUUUUAUAUAAUUCAGCUUCAAAUAAGUUAUUGGAAAAGAUAGACAAAAUACAAUAUCAAGCGUUAAGGUUAUGCUGCGGAGCGAUGAAAACAACUCCAGUCUCGGCUCUACAGGUUGAGAUGGGUGAGAUGCCAAUGAAGAUUAGAAGAGAACAAAUAGCAGUAACAUAUUGGGCGAAUAUUAAAGGUCAUAGCAAAAAUUAUCCUCCAUAUUUAACACUAAAACCAUGUCAGGAAAAAGAAAAGAAGAAUACAAAUAGUUUUGGAUGGGUAAUUUUAAGUAAAAUAGAAGAAAUUGGGAUUGAUAAAGUUCAAGUUAGUUCAGUAGUUGUCUCUCCUGCCAUCCCACCAUGGGUUUUAGAACAAGCUGAAGUUGACUUAAAAUUAUUGGAAAAGGGAAGAGAGAUGGAAAAGAAUGAAGUGGAAAAUUAUAUAAAUAAAGAAUAUUCAAAGCAUAUCCAAGUAUAUACAGACGCUUCAAAAAAGUCAAAUAAUCAAGUAGGGAUAGCGUUUAUUGCUCCAGAUUUAAAUGUUAUGGAAAAUAAAAGAAUUAGUGAUAAACUAACAGUGUAUACAGGCGAAUUAAUGGCAAUUUUAAUAGCCUUAGAAUGGAUAGAGGGAAUAGGAAAAGGAAAGUUUGUAAUUUGUUCAGAUUCUAGUAGUGCAUUAAUGAGUAUACAAGGAAUGAAAUCGGAAGUUAGACAAGAUAUUAUAGAGGAUAUAGUUCAGGUAAUUUUCAGGAUUAAGAAGAACGGAUCUCAGAUUAAAUUAAUUUGGAUUCCUGCUCACAUCGGUGUGGUAGGUAAUGAAUUGGCAGAUAAUUUUGCUAAGAGAGCCUCUAAUAAAGAAAUUGUUGAAUUAAAUAUUAAAAUGAGUAGAAAUGAGAUAAAGAGUGUUGUUAAGGAGUAUAUGAAGGAAAAAUGGCAAGAGCAGUGGGAUAGAGGAGAAAAAGGGAGAUUUUAUUAUAAAAUUCAAAAAAGAGUUGGGGGGUAUAGAAAAGGUAAUAGGACUAGAAGGGAAGAAGAUAUUAUUUCUAGAAUCAGAUUUAGGCAUACAAAGUUAAAUAGUACACUUAAGUUAAUUAAUAAACACAGUACAGGUUGUUGUGAAUAUUGUGGAGAGAUGGAAACAAUACAGCAUGUAUUUUUAGAAUGUAAUAAGUAUGUAAGGGAGAGAGAGAUGUUGGUUAAUGAGAUGAAUAAUUGUAAAUUAGAUUUAGAAGAAAUAUUUCAGAAAUCGUCAGGAGAUAUAAUAUUUGAGAGUGUUUUUAGAUUUCUAAGAAGGACGGGUAUUAUGGGGAGGGUAUAAGCGUGUGAUCCAUACUCCAACCUGGAAGGUGGCGGUAAUGCACCUGUAAGUUGUUUGCCAACCGCCAUAAAACAAGAAGAAGAAGAACUUGCUGUUUGCCGUUUAUUGUUACUCUUCGAUGUGUGUGCGUGGAAAUACAAGAACCACACACAAUUACCUAAAUACACCGCAAGUACGAGUUGAAUCACCUGGAGUAUGACUCUGCGUUCUUUGGAGUUCUGACCGACUCACCACAGUGUUCUGCAUAGUCACACCAGCAAAAUCAGCCUCUAAUUUUCAGGCAGCAUGCAAAAUAUACAUGACGCAAUCCAGACUUCUAAAAAAUGCUAUGAAGUUGCAUUUUGUUCAAGCUGCAGUAUAUAACUUUAAUAAAAAAUAUGUUUUUUUCAUAUUUGUUUAAGCGAUGACCAUGUUGUGCCAGUUUGUUAUGAGACAGAUAAUCUGUCAAGAAGAUCAAUCUUCUCCACCUGCUCCCUGAACUACUAUUACUAGCUAAAGUAAUGAAACAUUAAACAACCACUCAGAACCAGGAGGAGCGUCUUAGUGCUG
Molecule: messenger RNA, 3685 nt
Organism: Xiphophorus maculatus (southern platyfish)
Lineage: Eukaryota; Metazoa; Chordata; Actinopteri; Cyprinodontiformes; Poeciliidae
Exons: 2
Coding region: 1913-3136 (407 amino acids)
Biological process (GO): DNA replication, removal of RNA primer
Molecular function (GO): RNA-DNA hybrid ribonuclease activity; nucleic acid binding
Source: RefSeq, a predicted model, not a curated record